GAGCAGAGAGACAGCGCUGACCUAAAAGGUGGCAUCCCCACAAAAUAAAGAGAGAGAGAGAGAGAGAGAGAGGGGUAAUCAAGAGCUCCAGUUCAGUAUUUUCCUCAUCCUCCUCUCUGGCUACAGAGGGAGGAGGAAUAUGGGGAGAGGGAAGAUCGUGAUCCGCAGGAUUGAUAACUCCGCAAGUCGGCAGGUGACCUUCUCGAAGAGGAGGAACGGGUUACUGAAGAAGGCCAAGGAGCUUGCCAUCCUUUGCGAUGCUGAGGUCGGUGUGGUGGUGUUCUCCGGCACCGGCCGACUCUAUGAUUACGCCAGCACCAGCAUGAAGUCUGUGAUAGAAAGGUAUACUAGGGCAAAGGCAGAGAACCAUCUGAUUGUGGACACAGCUUCAGAAAUAAAGUUUUGGCAAAGGGAGGCAACAAGCUUGAGGCAGCAAUUGCAUAAAUUGCAAGAAACUCAUAGGCAGUUGAUGGGAGAAGAACUUUCUGGUCUAAGUGUCAAGGAUCUAGAAAAUCUAGAGAACCAACUGGAGAUGAGACUCCGUGGUGUUCGAAAGACGAAGGAACAACUUCUAAUUAAUGAAAUUCAAGAAUUGAAUCAGAAGGGGAGCCUUAUUCACCAAGAAAAUAUGGAGCUUUACCGGAAAAUAAACAUAAUGUAUCAAGAAAACAGAGAGUUACACAAGAAGGUUUAUGCACCAACGGAGGAAAAUGACCCUAAUAGAAAUUCAGUUAUCCCACAUGGUUUUCAUAUAACAAAGGAAGUAAAUGCACUCAUUCAUCUUGGACUACACCAACAACAUCAGCAUGGAGAAGAGUUAAAACUUGGAGCUCCAAAACUAGGCAUAUUUCAAGUGAAAUAAGGAGAGAGAUAACAGAUCAAGAAUCAGCGUUCAUGGUCUUCAUCAUAUUAUCCCGAGGUUAUAACAGUGUUGUAAUUAUCCUAAGCUAUGGUGACAGCACCAUACUACUGCUGGUGUGAUACAAUGGCGACAGCAGUACCUACUUAUGGUCAACUUUGGCCAUUUAAUCCUAAAUUUUCCUCAUCCACUUCUUCCUAUUAUCUUUCCCAACUUCUGCUUUUCUGUCUAAGUAUGAAUUAGAGCUGUAGUAGCAUUUUCCUCUUAUCAUCAUCCUAAUCACCAAUGAUUUCUCUCUAAUCAUGACGAAAUGCGACAAGUCUGUUCCCUUUAAACUCAAUCAAACUGCACUUGGCUUGAUCAGUCCUAGAGUCUAGAGAUCCUUCUGUUACUCAAAACAGAUCAAACCAAACUGAUUUAACAUAUCAAAGGGAUCAGUUGAUCCAAUUGAAACUCUCAUAAAUUUCACCAAUUCCAGUAGAUGCU
Musa acuminata AAA Group (dessert banana) is the source of this 1345-nucleotide messenger RNA. RefSeq names its product MADS-box transcription factor 23-like. Gene Ontology annotation, cellular component: nucleus. Lineage: Eukaryota; Viridiplantae; Streptophyta; Magnoliopsida; Zingiberales; Musaceae. The record is from RefSeq and is a predicted model, not a curated record. Gene Ontology annotation, molecular function: RNA polymerase II cis-regulatory region sequence-specific DNA binding; protein dimerization activity; DNA-binding transcription factor activity, RNA polymerase II-specific. The transcript is spliced from 9 exons. Bases 140 to 862 code for a protein of 240 amino acids. Gene Ontology annotation, biological process: positive regulation of transcription by RNA polymerase II.